Molecule: messenger RNA, 2955 nt
Organism: Juglans microcarpa x Juglans regia
Lineage: Eukaryota; Viridiplantae; Streptophyta; Magnoliopsida; Fagales; Juglandaceae
Product: WD repeat-containing protein 75
Exons: 16
Coding region: 60-2501 (813 amino acids)
Molecular function (GO): protein binding
Source: RefSeq, a predicted model, not a curated record
CGAGACGCCGAGAAGCACCCCACCCCCUGGCUCUCUCCCUCUCCCCGUAACUCUGCAACAUGAAAACUGGGGGGAAGAGCUAUGUGUCUUCGCCCCCUGCCUUUUCGAACGACGGGAAGCGUCUUCUCGUUUGCACAGGCAACACCGUCUCCAUCUUCAGCACCUCCACUGGCUUACAGAUUGCAUCAUUGGAAGGUCAUACGGCAUCGGUGACGUCGGUGAUUGUGGUGCCGGCAUCGAGCCCCGCUUCUAAGAUUUUGUGCUACUGCUGGACCGCCUCACUCGAUGGGUCGAUUCGGCAUUGGGAUUUUUCGGUGCCGGACUUAAUGAAGAAGGUCGAUAUUAAGAUGCCCAUUUUCUCCAUGGUGAUUCCAUCUUUAUUAGACCAACCAGUUGAGAACGAUGAGAAACCAAGUGAUCUUUUUGCUUAUCUGUCUGUUGAAGAUACCAUAGAACAAGAAAACAGGCCCAAAGCUAGGCGCGGACAGAUUCGGAAGUGUAACUUGACAGCAUCUCGUUUGAUUGGUGGAUUAAUAUUGAAAGAGACUCCAAAACCAGAAUUUGUAGCUGUUAGUUCAGUGGGAAAAUUCAUCGGCAUCAGAAAUAAGCGCAAGCUUCAUAUAUGGAUGGUCCCUGAAAAAGAUUCUGGGCGUUCAGUGUCAAAGAAAAUAACCCUGCAUCAUACAAAGAAUUUGACUGUUCUUGCAUUUCAUCCAUCUAAGAGGAUUGUAGCUGCAGGUGAUGUAACUGGGAGAAUUUUAGUCUGGCGGGGAUUUGGUUAUCGAACAUUUUCUGUCUGUGAUGAACUAGUGAGUGGAAGAUUGGUGGAUAAAGAGGAGGAAAGACCUGGGGUGAGGGGAAAUGACGAUGCUGAUUCUUGCUCCACAUGGCAUUGGCACUCUGCUGAAGUGAAUGUCCUCUUUUUCUCUUCUGAUGGAGCCUAUUUAUAUUCAGGUGGAAAGGAGGGAGUUCUUGUGGUCUGGCAGCUAGAUACAGGGAAGAAGAAAUUUUUACCACGAAUUGGAUCUCCACUUCUAUAUUAUACAGAUUCUCCGGAUCCUACACUUUCCUCUAUAUCUUGUGCAGAUAAUCAAAUUCAUAUACUGAAAAUGCCUUCAAUGGAGAUCUUGAAAUCCAUCUCAGGGAUCAAGCUUCCUCAUUCACUCCCAGGGAUAUACGAAGGUCUAUGUAGUGGGUUUGCAUUUGAUUACUCAUCUGGAUUGGUUGCCCAAUGUACAGAGAACUAUGGGAUCCAAUUCUAUAGCUUGUUUGAUGACCGUGGAAUAUAUGAGGUUCAAGUCUGUGAAAGAAAUCAUCAACCAGCUGAUGAAAUCACGGUUGUAGUGACUUUUGUGGCUGUCUCCCUAGAUGGAUCUAUGAUGAGUACUGUUGAAGCUAAGCUUCCUGAAGAGGGAAUAGGAAGUCUUGUUUGCCUUAAGUUUUGGGCAUUGAGUUCAGAAAACAAAAAGUUCAGCUUGUCAACUGUUAUUUAUGAACCUCAUAGGGAUGCUGGUAUUUCUGCUGUUGCUUUUCAUCCUACCCGUAAUGUGGCAGUUAGCUCAUCAUAUGGUGGGGACUUCAAGUUAUGGGUUUGCAAUGACGAGAUUCAGGAGAAAGGUCUGAUGCUUCAGAAUUCUGGCUGGAAAUGCUUGGCUGUUGGGGCAUACAAAAAAAAGCCAAUGACAGCUGCUGCAUUUUCUUGUGAUGGUUCUGUCCUGGCUGUUGCAGCAGAAACUGUCAUCACCUUGUGGGAUCCUAACAAGAAUGUUCUUGUCGCUGUGAUUGGAGAGACUCUCACGCCAAUCAUUACACUGUCCUUUGCUGGAAAUUCAGAGUAUCUUGUUUCCGUGUCCCGAGGUUCAAAGCCACAGCUCUCUAUAUGGAGCAUGUCAAAGUUGUCGCUAUCUUGGUCAUACAAGCUUCACAUUGAAGCUGUAGCAUGUGCAGUAAACCUAUCAUCUUUUGCCGUUCUUGCUCUUCUUCCUGAAUCAUCUAUAUGUAUGGAGUCUGAACCAUCGUUUCAAGGAAGAGAUGGGAUAAUCUUACUGUUCAAUGCAAUGGAUCCUGUUCCUGUUGCUACCUGGUCUGUAAAGAAGGCCAAGGGAGGUGGGGUUGCAUUUCUUCAAGGGUAUACUUCUUCCUUGAAACAGAAUAAUUCAGAUGGGAAUGCACAGCAAGAAUUGCUUGUGUAUAUAAACGGUGAUCAUGAGUACAUCCUCUUUGACCCAUAUGGCAAUGAAGCAAAUGAACUUGGCAUGUCCCAGCAGGACGGUCUAGUUGAGUUUGAAGAGACAGAGAAAUUUGGAUACGCAUCAAUUUAUGGGGAGUUACCAAAGUUAAACUUAACAAGAAACCAGACUUCGUUGGUGCCAUCUGUUCCAUCGGAGAGGCCUUGGGAGAGCAUAUUCAGUGGUUCAUCACAUAAUCUUCCACCCCUCACCAAAUUGUGUUCAGCAUUUUUGGAAUCAUUAAUGGAAAAGCGGACUGCGGUUGUUGAGUGACUUCCUCCGGUUCAGCUCUUCUGAGGAUAAGAUAUGGUGGAAAUGGUACUUAAUUGAUUUGAUCAUUCUCCCUUUACCUUCACCACAAAUAGAAUAUGAUUGCAGUCCGGGGAGAAUACUUAAAUAUAAUGAAGCGGUUUAGUUGAUACAGUGACAUGGCAUUGGCAAUGCUAUUUGGUCAACGGUGCGGUUCAACAGCUUUAUGCAUUAAGGUAAAUGGACCUGAGAAGAAUGUCAAAUUAAUGAAUGCCAAAGGUUUUUGGCAUUCAAAAACUGUAACCUUCUAUGUGACGUCGAUCCCAAAUUUAAGAUUCUCAGUGUUUGUUCCAUAAUUUAGGAGGGUGAAAGGGAGAGACGACAUUUUCUGUCAUACUGAAGACGGCUGAGUUUUAUUGGCUCAGAAAAUUUUGUGAUUGUGGGAGAGUGAAUCUGUGAAAAUAUUGCCAUUUUUUUU